AAUUUGAAAUUAAUUUUGAAACAAAAUCACUUUAAUAGAAUCUUAAUUUAAAGUAACUAUAAAAAUAACGAUAUUAAAAAAUAUAAAUUAUUAUAUUUUGUACUAGACUGAAAUUUUAAGAAUUCUAAUUUUUUUGUUAUACAUGAUGUAUACAGUCAUUCCAUUAUUCAAUUAUCAAAUAUAAAAUUGUUACGAUUAUGCGUGAGAUAAGGAAAAAUCUUAUUCGUUAAUGGAAUGUAUUUUCUUAUCAUUAUCGCGAUAAAGUCUGACGAAACCAAUGAUAAAAUGAUACAAUCUUAAAAUUCCGUGAACUGCAUUGGCGUGUUAAUGUAUCCAUUUUCAACUAUAUAUAACGUAUCUUUCGGAAUCUUACAAUUAGAAUUUCAAAGUUUCUCUCUUGCAAGUUACGCAAAAAUUCUUCUGUUACUAUGUUACGACGAUUACAAGCACUCAAAUUGAUAGCCCCCCCAGCGACGCCACUGCAAGAUUUUACAUAUCACUGGAAACAAUUGAUGAACUUUUAUGUGAGCCAUCUGACCGAUUGUAAGGUUCCAGUGCAGAACACUAAUAUACCUCGACAUUUGGAUGUAUUGCUAGAAAUUUUAUUACAAGAAGAGAAAGAGGUGAAUGAACCGGGACCUUGCUUGGAGUAUCUUUUACAACACAAACUCUUGGACCUCCUAGCGACCUUGGCUAGCGCGGAAACGCCGCCUGGUAUGCGAACAGUUUGUCUUGCCUUCCUGAGGAAACUAUUGGGCAGAUCAAAAUACCCUCUCUUACAUCAUGCAUCUAUCUACGCACCUAUACAAAGACUUGUGGCACUCUGUAAUGGAAACCCGCCAUCGCCAAUCGAGAGUGAAGAGGUACAAUUUCUGCUCACAAUCUGCUUCCUGGUGUGCAAAUAUCCUCAUGUGACCAACAUCAUCAAUGAUGCGCCGAUUGUGCAGACAGCCAGUAAUUCCACCAAGAAGGAUAACGAGAGGACAGAGAUCCAGAAGGUGACAUAUGUCCCGACAAGAAGAAGAACUAAUUCCAAUCCUCUGUUCGAGCCCUUGGCUACCCAAGCAAUCACGUUAAUAAAUCCGAAUCUCUUCGACAAAGAACAGAGGAGAUUACUGCGUUCAAAUAGGGUUUUUAAGGCAACCGCGUCAUCGCAGGGUUCGUCUAGAAGAUCGAACGAAUCUAUCUCUUCGAGGGAGGAAAGUGUGUCAUCGAGUCCUCUGGCUCAAAAAUCUGUUUGCGAUUCCCCUUCGAUAGAUACGAAAAGCAAUGAACAGUGGAAAGAAAAGGGACAAGAAGAUUCUUCAGAAAACAAAAUCGAUGAACAUUUACAAAACUUGAGGGAUUUGCGAUUAAACAGCGGUUGCAAUGUUUACGACGACGCUGGUUAUAUAGCGGCUGAUAAUCAAAGUUUGAAAUCACCAUAUAAACAGGAAAAGUCCAAGUGUCUUCUAUUAGACGCCCUAAUGAGUUACUUAAAUAGCGCGGACAACACUGUGAGAAUACGAGCGUGCGAGGGAAUAAUGGUCCUGGCUUCCUUGGAUGAUCCUUCAUUCGCGCAAACGGUGGCUAGGAGCGAAUUGGCGUCGAUAGUGACAAUUCGUUUAGAAAACUUGUUCAAUGCUAUCCCAGCACACGUAGAUCACCUGGAUAUCUAUAACGUGGAUGUUACGUGGGGUCUGGACUCGCCGUUGUGGACCAAAGAGAAAAAAUUCCCCGGUUGUCGGCAAGUUGCCGCAUUCUUCAUGUGGUUCGACUACUGCGAUCAGUUAAUCAGAGAGGCCCAGACAGAAUUCGCCGAAAAGCUCGCAAGCAUCAUCAGAGUGAUGUUUCUUGAGAGAAUAGUGACGCCCGCCCUGGUUGAUCACCAUGUCGUACUUAUUACAGCUUUAGUCACUAAAUGCUUGAAAGAGAUAACUUCCUCUAUAUUGUGUACAGAAGUGAGUUAUUGGUUGGUCGGACAAGACAGAGAUCCGGAAAUUCCGAAUGAAUGGACGUCACCGGUAUUACACAGAUUGAUAGAGAACUGCUUCACGGACAGUAAUGAUUUGACAGUGGAGACAUUAAAAUUAUUCGAGGAGGCGAUAGAUAAAAGAAACGAGCAUAUACUGCAUUGUCUCAUGCUGAAUUAUCUAUCUACACGAGCAUAUUAUGAUAACACCGCUGCGGAUAGCGCUAUCGCCUCGUGGAGCGAUGAGGAAGACGAAAGAGAGAAGGAAAAGAAGGGAUUUUUAGAUCUCUCUUAUGAGCAAAAUCAUAGUCGCACCUUGGCACCGAGUAAUAUCCAUCGAGUUAUCAAUUGUUUCCUGUCGCUGACGCCGCGUUACUUGCAAACAGAUCCUGACGUUAACAAUUACGAAAAAUAUAUGCCAGCUUGGGAACGACAGUACUCUUCGGUAUUUUCCGACUGCGCUCUGAUGGCGUGGCCAUUGGAGGCGGUAAUGGUAGAUGAUUCCGCAAGUUCCGACUCGCGACCGGAAGCCGACCAUUGCUCAGGUCGAUUCUACAUGGGACCAUUCCUGAGCAUGCUCUUUGAUAAAGUCAGCAACAUGCCAAGGCAGAUAUAUGAAGUCAAUUUGGAAGUUACAGUAUUGAUCUCUAGACUGGCGCUACUGCCGCAUCCGUACCUGCACGAAUUUUUGCUGAAUCCAUUGUUAUCUCUGAUACCCGGAACGAAGAGUCUGUUCUUAUGUUUACAGAAAGUCGUCAAACAGCUUGUCAGCGAAAUACCAAAAACUGCAGAGAGCAAGACAAUGUUGCAAGAAACAAGGAUGAGAUUGCUGAGCGAUUGCUCUCAAGAUGAGGAAGAAAAGGAAAAUAUUUUAUAUGAAAGCGCCAUAGUGACAGAAGAAUUUUGCAAAGAUCUUGCAGCCAUAGCAUAUGUUAAAUAUCACCAUUCUAUUUAAUAUUUUUUUAUAUACAAAAACUUGUUAAAUAGAAUGCCAUAAUGCUAUUAAAUAAAUUAUAGAUGUUAAUAUAUAUUGAAAUAAUUCCUUAUAUAUUGUACUUUUAAGUAGCAAAUCCUUUUUGUGAUAUUUUGUAAGAUACACAAGUCUAUAAUUAAAUAUUGAUGCAAAUACA
This is a messenger RNA of Nylanderia fulva, 3081 nucleotides long. Lineage: Eukaryota; Metazoa; Arthropoda; Insecta; Hymenoptera; Formicidae. The record is from RefSeq and is a predicted model, not a curated record.